Messenger RNA from Contarinia nasturtii (swede midge), 4069 nucleotides. RefSeq lists its product as uncharacterized. Gene Ontology annotation, molecular function: G protein-coupled receptor activity. The record is from RefSeq and is a predicted model, not a curated record. The transcript has a single exon. Gene Ontology annotation, cellular component: membrane. Gene Ontology annotation, biological process: cell surface receptor signaling pathway; G protein-coupled receptor signaling pathway. NCBI's taxonomy places the organism in Eukaryota, Metazoa, Arthropoda, Insecta, Diptera, Cecidomyiidae. The coding region runs from base 149 to 3997 and encodes 1282 amino acids.
AGAAAUUGUGUGUUUAUUGUUGCAAAUAAGUUCAACGUCAACUGAAGUGUGUGAGCCGGAACUGUAUUCUGGUGUAUUAUGGGAUGUACGAAAUAAAAUUUCAGCACAUGAAAUUCAGGCGCAUCCAUUGUGUUUGGAUGAAUACAAAAUGAAUAUCUUAAGACGUUGUGAUGAAAAUGGUUGGAUACCCAGACAAGCGCCCGAUUGUCAUUCAACGCAACAUGAAUUUGAGAAAAGUGAAAUCUGCCCAUUGAAUUACACAACAAUAAGCUCAAAUAAUGUUCGUUUGUGUGUUUUAUUAACGAAACCGAAAAUCUGGCAAAAUCAGUGCAUUUAUGAUGGAUCAUCAAUGACAUUUUAUCAUUUGCAUGAGAAUGAAAAGCACGAGCUACUGAAUUAUCUCAUUGAAAUGAAUGUAACGGAAGUGUGGCUACCUGGAAAACGUUUCACAAGAUUUGGACCGGUUAUUUGGACGACGGCCGGUGAAUUGAAUGGUGAACAAGUUGAAUUUGAUAAAAUAAAUGUAGAGCUUAUCAAUGAAAAUUAUGUCGCGGCCGAUGGAUGCUUUAGUGCUUUGAUCAAUUCAAGUCUUCACAUUGGUUCCAUAAAAAAUUGCAAACAAAAAUUGAAUGUAUUAUGUGUAUUUCGUCGAAACAAUGAUUAUACGAGAUUAAUUUCAACGGCAUGCCCGAAAAAUAGUUUUAUUACAUCAUAUUAUAGUUCGGAUCAAUGUUGCCAUUCAAUUCAAAUGAUUGAUAAGGAUGAUGUAAAAGAAUUUGAUGACGUCGAAAAGCUAAUCAAAACCAAGUGUAAAGAUGAUUUAUUCACAAUGGAUUCAGUGGAGAAAACAGAGUUAUUUCGACAAUUGUCAAUUGUAAAUAAUUUGCGAAUUAGUGAUCGAUGUUUAUUCGCUGUUGCUCCUGGAACAAAUUUUAUUUCGAGUAUAAAUGAUUGGAAAACAAAAGUCAAUUCCAUAAACUAUGUAAAUUGGGAUGUUGAAAUUGUAAAUGGUUCAUAUUUAACAACAAAUAAAUAUGGCAAAUGGAAUUGGAUCGAUCGUCACUUUGACUGUUUGGUGUGUUCGUCAACGUUACGCAUGUACGUUCCAGAGUUGGUGUUAAAUUUUAAUCGAAAAAAACGUCGAUUAUAUUUGACCGUUUACAAUGAAAACUAUGUAUGGCAUACCAUAAAGUCUGGUGUAAAAUGUUUCACAAAUGCCGACGAUGAAUUAAUUCGAACGGUUGAAAUCGGUCGAAAAAAGUGGUCAGGGGCACUUAGUAUCGAACAAAUUAACCGAAAAACCACCAAUGAAUCUAGAUUGCACAAGACAUCAAAAGCAAUUUAUGAACUAAAAUUGUAUGGCGAGGGACCCGGUUACUAUUGGUGUGAAGGUUAUACAAUGUUGCAAUUUGAUAUGAUUCAAUCAACAAAGGUCGUUGCAUUUAGACGUGAACGUGGUGAAGUUUUCACCAUGCUAUUCAAUACAAUGUGUACGGAGUGUGAACAAUUCUUUCGGAAAUUUUUUAUUAAAAAUGUGGCCAAACAAUUGCGUGACCAUUUAAAAGAUGUGUACAAAAUGUUGAAAAAAAAUCAAUUUGAAAAUAUGGAAUUUAAUAUUGAAAAUGUUCGAAUUAUGCAAAUUGAAGAAAUUUCAUUGAAGCGACAUGAUUUGGGAAUGUUUAAAAUAAGAUUGUUGUGCCAUUUAACCGUAUCGCUAAGUAGAUUCGAUGAGUUCGAUGAAUAUUUGCGUAUCAUAAAAAUGUACGACAUUCUAAAAGAGCUACUGGGAUAUUUGACAUCAGACACUGAUUAUGAGUAUGUGUCAUUGAAUAGCACGGAAUACUGUUUGCCUGAAACGAAUCAAAUGGCCAAUGGCUUGAGUUGGAUUAACGCAAAAAUUGGCGAAACAAUUCCAUCAAAUGAAUUAUGCUUAUUGUCGAAUGGAUUGCCUGCGGUGCGCAGAUGUGUGGGUGAUUUUCUAUACGGUGGCAUAUGGCAGUAUCAAUCACAACAGAAAUGCCAUCGCACACCCGAUCAUCUAACUGAAAAAUUAUUUGAAUUAUUCAACGCUAAAAUGUCAUACAACGAUGACAUCUAUGUGAUGCAAAAUAUUUCAAUGUUGUUGCAAAAAAAUCCACAAAAUUUAAAUGUUGUGGCGGCCGAUUUGUUUUAUUUAGGACGAAUAAUGAGCGAUUUUUCUCGAAUCAACAACAAAAAUAGCAUAAACAACACAUUCAAUUUAAACGAUACAGAGCACAUAUUUUCCAUUUAUAAUAAUUUAAUGUACUUAAAUGAGAAUACAACACGAAAAUCGGCGGCACUUAAUUCAACAAACAUCCUCUUGGACGCAUUUGAUAACAUUUUAAAUGGCAUUCAAAUUGAUAUAACGUCAGUGGCAAAUAAUAAUCACAAUAAUACGAUUGUGGUGAAUUCAGAUGAUGGUACGAUAACGACGCAAACACCGAAUUUGAUCGUCUAUGUAAUUGAUCCAUCCAUUAAGAAUGUAUCCGGUGUAGCGUUGAUAAAAAAGUCAAAGCAACAAUCAAAUGACGAAAGCAACCAUAGAAGUAGUGGAAACGACGACGACAACGACAUCAACAACGAUGACUUUACAGACUAUUACAUCAAGACACUCUAUGCAAAUCAAUCAUCCGACGAAUUGUUAAACGACGACAAAUUAGAAAUUGCAACAUUUGUACCAAUCAGUUUACUAAAUUUACUAAAUCAAAUGGCAAAUGAAACGGAGGAAUCUGUGACAUCACCCAUUAAAAUUGUGAUAACCAUCUACUACAAUGAUCGUCUAUUUCAAGAGUAUAAGAAUACGCGUUGGGCAAAAUCAACGGGACGAAUAAUAAGUGUGUUGAUACCAGGCUAUGGACCAAAUUUACCAUCAUUAUUACCAACAUUUAUGCGAAGCCGAAACAUACCAUCGAAUAAUGGCUCAUCAUCGAUGUGUGGCUACUGGAAUUUUGAUGUUGAUUAUGCCACAUGGGCUGAUGAUGGAUGUGAAUUUAUUGAAAAAUCAGAACAUUCAGUGGAUCCCAUCAUGUUAUGUGCCUGUUCACAUUUAACACAUUACUCUUAUUUAAUUGUUGGUACGGUACUUCAAUCAUCAAACACUGAAGAAUAUGAAUUUAUUAUCACCGAAUCGCAUCAGAAAGCCUUGGACACAAUAACGUUACUUGGUUGUCUUUUGUCAUUGAUGGGCGUUUGUGGCAUCACAAUUACAGCCAUAUUCUUUCGAACAUGGCGCAAAAAACCGAGUUCAAUUGUUCUGAUACAACUUUCAGCUGCAAUUGCUCUACAAAUGGUUCUACUUUGUUUUGUUAACACCGAAUAUAGUUCGUUGUAUUUGGUAAUGGAACAACGAUUUAUCGUUUGUGUUGUGCUCGGUGCACUUCUUCAGUAUUCCAUUUUGGUGGCAUUUUCAUGGAUGUUAAUCACCGCUUAUUUGCAAUUUAUGCGCUAUGUCAUUGUACUCGGGCCACAACGAUCGACACGAUUUUUCUUGAAAUCAUUUCUAAUCGGUUGGGCAAUACCGCUCGUACCUGUUCUAAUUGUUGUUAUUAUCUCACCCGAAUCGUAUGUACAAAGUGUUGGCCAUUCAAAUGGUGGCGAUGGUGGCGGAAUAUGUUAUCCAUCCGGCACUUCAUUGUGCUUUGGUUUAAUUUUACCCAUUGGUUUGAUUAUCUUAGCGAAUUUAAUCAUUUUUAUUUUGGUCAUUUAUAAUAUUUUAGGUGGCUCCAGUGCGAAUAUUCGGUCAAAUAAACGCACCCUUGUCAUGGCACAGCUUCGUUUAUGCGUAUUUUUAUUUUUUCUUUUGGGACUAUCGUGGAUAUUUGGAUUUUUGGCAUCAAUUAAAUCGGGAAUAAUAUUUUCAUAUUUAUUUUGUUUAACCGCUACCAUUCAGGGUUUCGUUUUAUUCGUAUAUUUUAUAAUUCUUGAUUCAAACACACGCAAACUAUGGCGAAACUUGUUUUGUCACAAAAAACGGUAGAAAUUCGCUUUAUUUUCAUUCACAAAGAUUAUAAAUAUAAAAAUAAUUUUUAACAAAUAUACUUACAAUAAA